AUGGAUCUGGGACUGACUUUAUGGCUAAGCAAGCAAAAAGGCGACAAGCGAAAGCGAAACGAAGACGAGCAGGCGGCGAAGCGUCAACGAGUAGACCGCGGUGACGAGCCUUUACCGAUCUAUGCGACUAAGUUCGAGGAAUCUGAGCUGAAGGCCGAGGAGCGGAAGCCAAAGAAGAAGGUGGCUGUAAUGAUUGGAUACGCAGGCACAGGCUACAGAGGAAUGCAGCUUGCGCACGACCAGAAGACGAUCGAGGGAGACCUGUUCCAGGCCUUCGUCAAGGCCGGUGCUAUCUCGAAGAACAACGCCGAUGACCCUAAGAAGUCGUCUUUCGUGCGAUGCGCGAGGACAGACAAGGGAGUGCAUGCGGCGGGUAAUGUCAUCAGCUUGAAGCUGAUCAUCGAGGAGGAGGAUAUCGUGAAGAAGAUCAACGACGCACUGGUGCCGCAGAUACGGGUCUGGGGAUUUGAGAGGACGAACAACAGCUUCAGCGCAUAUCAACUGGUGGACUCGAGAAUAUACGAGUAUUUGAUUCCAUCGCACAGCUUCCUGCCGCCACAUCCCAAGAGCUUUAUGGGCAUGAAGUGUGAGUCGUGGGCAAAGACGAAGGGCGAUACCGAUGCGUGGUUGGGGCGUCAGGAAGAGGUGAAGGGCUACUGGGAGAAGGUUGAUGAGGACAUCAUCAAGCCAAUUCUGGAAGAGUAUGACGACCAUACUCAGAGUGUUCUGAGACGAGCACUAUACCUCCAAAGUGAGAUGGCCCAAGACGAGGCCGCCGAUAGUGACGUCAAGAACAAGCAGGAGCAGAACACAGAGGGUCAGCCGAAACACUUUGCUCCAGCCCAAAGCGGCGACAAUGAUGCGAGUGAAGCCCAAGAAGGUCAGGGAGCCGACGGGCAGCACGAUGCUGAGCAAGAGGACAAGUCAUCUGAAUAUAAGCCCUUCCGUUCUCCAGCAAUCAGUGAAGGCACAAAGCGACUUCGACAAGCCUACCUUAAGGCCAAGCGGGCGUAUCGCAUUCCAGAGAAGAGACUGCACCGAAUCAGGGACACGCUGCAACAAUUCGUUGGCACGAAGAACUAUCACAACUUCACCGUCCAGAAAUCUUUCAAGGAUCCGUCAGCCAAGAGGGUCAUCAAGUCAUUCGUGGUCAACCCAGAGCCUAUCCUCAUCAAUGGCACCGAGUGGCUGAGUCUCAAAGUCCACGGUCAGAGCUUCAUGAUGCACCAGAUUCGCAAGAUGGUCGGCAUGGUCGCUCUCAUCGUCCGCUGUGGCUGUGAUCCCGAGCGCUUGACACAGAGCUUCGGCUCAGACAUCAUAUCGAUUCCAAAGGCACCGAGUCUUGGAUUACUCUUGGAACGUCCGGUUUUCGACUCGUACAAUCGCCGCGCAAAAGGAGAUUUUGGCCUCCAACCAAUUGACUUCGACAAAUACAAAAAGGAGAUGGACGAAUUCAAACAGCGCGAGAUCUAUGAGCGCAUGUACCACGACGAGGAAGAGGACAACGUGUUCGGCAACUUCUUCAACCAUGUCGAUGCUUUUCCAGAGUCGACGUUCCUGUACGUCACUUCGGGCGGUAUCGAGGCCACCAAGGAAGUCACUGAAGGGCUCGCUGUCAAGAAAGGAGAUGGCGCUAAUCGUGCUGAAGUCAUCGACGACAGUGAUGAGGACUCAGACGGUGGUGUCGUCCUCGAUAGGCUUGGUGACGAGGGCUAG
Molecule: messenger RNA, 1716 nt
Organism: Cyphellophora attinorum
Lineage: Eukaryota; Fungi; Ascomycota; Eurotiomycetes; Chaetothyriales; Cyphellophoraceae
Product: tRNA pseudouridine synthase 1
Exons: 1
Coding region: 1-1716 (571 amino acids)
Biological process (GO): tRNA pseudouridine synthesis; mRNA pseudouridine synthesis
Cellular component (GO): nucleus
Molecular function (GO): RNA binding; pseudouridine synthase activity
Source: RefSeq, a predicted model, not a curated record